CUAAUUUCUCCGGCCCUGCCGGGGAGAACAGUUGAAACUAAGAAACUGAUAAUGAAACUCAGAACGAAACCGAAACACUUGCAAACGCCACAGCAGUGACACAUUCCCAUUUCCUUCGAAAAUUUUCCCAUAAAUUCGACAAAGAAGGAAAGAAGAAGAAGGGGAGAUUGAAGAACUAUCGCAAGAAGAAAUGGCGACACUCAGAAUCCCAGACGUCGUUCCAUCUCCAGCUGAAGACUGUGAAAGACUCAAUAAUGCUUUCCAGGGACUGGGAACAGACGAGAAGGCGGUAAUAAGGAUUCUGGGGCGCAGAAAUGCAGGCCAGAGGAAGAAGAUCAGAGAGACGUAUCAGCAGCUUUACAAUAAGUCUCUUAUUGAUUGUCUUAUCUCUGAGUUAUCUGGUGAUUUUAGGAAAGCGGUAAUCUUAUGGCUUGCAAAUGAGGCAUUAAAGUCAAGAAAGAAAAGCAUAAUCCAAUUACAAGUAAUAGUAGAGAUAGCAUGUGCUUCAUCACCGCACCAUUUGGUUGCGGUAAGGCAAGCUUAUUGCUCUCUUUUCAACUGUUCGCUUGAAGAAGACAUCAUAUCCAACGUCUCUCCUCCUGUUCAAAAGAUCUUGGUUAGUUUGGUGAGUUCCUACAGAUAUGAUAAAGAACAUGUAGAUUAUGAUAUGGCCAAUAUGGAGGCAGCUAUACUGCGUAAGGCCAUUGAAGCAAAGAAAUUAGACGAUGAUGAGGUUGUACGAGUUCUCAGCACAAGGAAUAUGUUUCAGCUUGCACAAACCUUUCUGUGUUAUAAAAAUAACUACGGGAAAUCCAUAGACCAGGAGAUUAUGGCCUGCGGAAAGGGCAUUUUGGAGUCUGUUAUGAAAGUGGUGGUUUGGUGCAUAGACUCCCCUGAGAAACACUUUGCUGAGGUCAUAAAAGCGUCGAUUGUAGGACUGGGGACUGACGAAGAUUCACUGACCAGAGCUAUCGUCUGUCGAGCUGAAAUCGAUUUGAUGAAUGUCAGGGCAGAAUAUUUCAACACCAACAAAUCUAGCAUGGACAAUGCCAUCAUAGACGACACUUCCGGAGACUAUAAGGACUUCCUCGUGACUUUGCUUGGAGCAAACAUCUGAUUCUUUUUGUUCUGUCCUAUCUGUGUGCAGUUUAUUGAGUUGAUGGCUUUGAGAGUGCGUUUAAAUUAGAAUAUGCAGGAAUGGUUCAUGUUGGUACUGUAAGUUGAAGAAUUUAUGGUUUUCUUGUUCGUUGUUGGUUGUAAAUAAAGCAUGUUUUACGGUGUCAUUUUAA
Molecule: messenger RNA, 1289 nt
Organism: Sesamum indicum (sesame)
Lineage: Eukaryota; Viridiplantae; Streptophyta; Magnoliopsida; Lamiales; Pedaliaceae
Gene: ANNAT3
Product: annexin 3
Biological process (GO): response to water deprivation; response to cold; response to salt stress
Cellular component (GO): cytoplasm; plasma membrane
Molecular function (GO): calcium-dependent phospholipid binding; phosphatidylserine binding; calcium ion binding
Source: RefSeq, a predicted model, not a curated record